Messenger RNA from Zasmidium cellare ATCC 36951, 1416 nucleotides. RefSeq lists its product as uncharacterized. The record is from RefSeq and is a predicted model, not a curated record. The transcript has 5 exons. Bases 1 to 1416 code for a protein of 471 amino acids. Lineage: Eukaryota; Fungi; Ascomycota; Dothideomycetes; Mycosphaerellales; Mycosphaerellaceae.
AUGGCGCGCCUCCAUCUUUCUGGACUACUGACAGCCUCGCUGCUCCUUACAUCCCAAGUCACCGCCCAACUACCCUAUCCAACGCGAUCUACCUACCACGUCAAAGGAGUUCAACCCGAUUUCUGGCCCAACCAAGAUGAAAUCUCGGGCAACAACGCCGGUGGCGUCUCCAUGAACCUCGUCUGGUCGACCUGGGAAGCCAACCUCAAAGCCCCGCCCUGCGCCAGCAACGAAGUCGAGUACGACGGACACUGUUUCGUCAUCCAGCCCGAAGUCGAGCAGGCGAUCCAGGGCUGGACGGCACGAGGCUUGGUCGUGACGGCCAUUGUGUAUGGAACGCCAGCGUGGGCGAGAGGAAGUCGCCCCUGUACGCCUGCAGCAGCUGGGUUCGAGAUUUUCUGCAUUCCAGACGAUCCGUCGAAUUUUGGACGUUUCGCGGGAAUGCUUGCGCAGAGGUACAAUGGCAUGAAUGGUGUUGGCAGGAUUGCAGAUUUCGUCAUCGACAACGAAGUCGGCAGCAACGACUGGUUCGACAUCGGAUGCGGCCAAGGAACUCCCUGUGGCAAGGACGACUGGCUGAACCAAAUCGCCGCCAACUACAACAACGCCUACGACCGCAUCACGGCCGAGCAAUCGACCGCCAAAGUCUUCACAUCCCUCGACCAGAAUUUCGGCAGCGAGACCUACGACCACCCGGAAAACGGCGUCCUCUCCGGCCAAACCGUCAUCAGAGGCCUCGCCGACCGAGCAGGAGGCCGCCAAUGGCGCGUAGCCUUCCACCCUUACCCACCGAACCUCUUCAGCCCCGUCUUCUCCGCCGACGACUACCCCAAAGUCACCUUCGGCAACGUCGGCGUGCUCGUCGGCUGGCUGCGCCAAACAUUCCCCAACAACCCCUCCGCCUGGACAGUCCAAUUCACAGAAAACGGCAUCAACUCCGGCAGCCAGUCGAGCGAAGACGCGCAAAACACCGCCCUCUGCCAGACCUUCCGCAACAUCCUCGGCACGCCCAACGUCGAGAACUACAUCUACCACCGCAUGGUCGACAACGCCCAGGAAGGCGGCCUGCAGCUCGGGCUCCGCCGAUCCGAUUCCUCGCCCAAACCCUCCUGGUCGACGAAUUUGCCCUCUGGUUUCAACGCCGAGGCGAGCUGGCGCUUGCUCCGCGAGCCGGCGGAUGGCACGCAGAUGCUGUACGAGUGUAAAGUCGGCGAGCACUCGAUGCUGAGCACGGAUCCGGCGUGCGAGGGACAGUUCCCCUGGGGGCCUGUGGGGUAUGCGUAUAAGAAUCAGUUUGAGGGCUCGGUGCCGUUGUAUCGGUGUUAUAGUCCGCAGACCGGAGAUCAUUUGGUUUCGACCGCUGCGAAUUGCGAGGGGUAUAAUGUGGAUUAUUUGCUGGGGUGGGCGAUUCAGUAG